AUGACUUACAUGGAUAAUGAUAACCAAAACCAUCUAGUACGGUUUGCUGACCGAUCACUAAUAAUCAAACUUAUCAGCUGUCUUCGCCUAUGCGCUCAACGCCUGCCCAGACACCUGGCCCCCUCUGCCUAUUACUCGGUCUCACUAAACUCAAGCGAAACUAACUCUGCAACUGCUGCAACCGCUUCUUUAACAGCUAUAGGCUCUGAUGGACAGUCUUCGGAUGUGCAAUCAACUAAUUUGGCCAUGCCUUUUUCAACGGCCAAUUCUGGACGGGAGCAAGAUGCUCUUGCCACCAGUCAUGUUACUUCCCAGACAAUCUUGCCUGCCCAAAAACCCGAUCAGAAAAUAUUGCUCGAUUGUCUUCUUGGUAUUUUUCGGCUUCUUGUCAAUGUCUCACAAAACGGUUAG
Messenger RNA from Protopolystoma xenopodis, 411 nucleotides. The record is from the annotation of a GenBank genome assembly. Lineage: Eukaryota; Metazoa; Platyhelminthes; Monogenea; Polystomatidea; Polystomatidae.